This is a messenger RNA of Culicoides brevitarsis, 2738 nucleotides long. RefSeq names its product membrane-associated guanylate kinase, WW and PDZ domain-containing protein 1 (gene Magi). Gene Ontology annotation, biological process: signal transduction. Gene Ontology annotation, molecular function: protein binding. Gene Ontology annotation, cellular component: cytoplasm. The record is from RefSeq and is a predicted model, not a curated record. Bases 255 to 2459 code for a protein of 734 amino acids. NCBI's taxonomy places the organism in Eukaryota, Metazoa, Arthropoda, Insecta, Diptera, Ceratopogonidae. The transcript is spliced from 8 exons.
UUAUCAUUGUUUUUCGUCUCAAAUUUACUUAAGCCGUUGUUUUACUUGAAUUAACGGGUGUGUCGUUAUUUAUCACUUAGAAUCGCCUCUUAGCCAGCCGAAGCCUUAAUUUAGUGUAAAAUUUCUAAAUAUUUUUUUUUGUUUGUUAAAGAGCCUGUGUAAAUAAUUACAAAAGCAUUCAACAAUUUUUACAUUAUUGUUUCACAGAUUUUUGUAAAACCUCUAGUAAAAAAAAACUUUUGAAAUAUGUAAAAAUGGACAAUUAUUCAGGAAGCAUUUCAACAAUUUCAGAAAUAAACAAUUCUCAAAAAUGUAAACAAACUCUUCAAUACAAUGACGACCAUUUAGGCCCUUUGCCAAAUAAUUGGGAAAAAGCACAGACAGAACAAGGUGAAAUAUAUUUUAUUGAUCACAAUACUGGAAGCAGUCACUGGUUGGAUCCUAGAUUGUCUAAGUUUCAAAAGAGAACAUUGGAGGAUUGUGGAGAUGAUGAGUUACCUUUUGGCUGGGAUGUGGUUUUUGAUUCUCAAUAUGGAACGUAUUAUAUCGAUCAUGUUAAUCGAAAAACACAAUAUGAAAAUCCAGUAAUACAGGCAAAAAGGUUAGCCGAGCAAGCACGUUCUCAAAUGCAGAAUAUCUAUGAAAACCAUUUCACAAAGGAUGCUUCAAAGCUAUUAGGGGAGAGAAUAAUAACAAAAUUGAUUAAAUCACAAAAUGGUUUUGGGUUCACAAUAAUUGGUGGGGAUAAUAAUGAGUUUCUCCAAAUCAAAAGUAUACUACCCAAUGGUCCAGCGUGGAAUGAUGGAAAAUUAAAAACUGGAGAUGUUUUAGUAAAUGUUUGCGGUGUUUGCGUUUUAGGAUUUUCGCAUCAUGAUGUCAUUAAUAUUUUUCAAUCCAUUUUGCCCGAUGGCUAUGCAACCAUUGAAGUAUGCCGAGGUUAUGACUUGCCACCUGAUGAUCCAACAAAUACAGAAGUAAUAACAAUAGUUGCUGUAGAUAGCCAGAAUUCAAGUUCAAACAUAACAGAAACCUUAGCUCUAAAUAUAUUUAAAGAAGAAACAUUCGGUUUUACAAUAAGUGACAGCUUGCAAGGACAAAAGGUGAAGAGCAUAAUUGACAACAGAACUUGUAAGAACAUUUAUGAAGGAGACAUACUUUUGGCCAUUAAUGGUAUCAACGUUAAACAAAUGAGCCACAAUAAGGUUGUUGAAGUUCUAAAAGACUGCCCGCAAUAUUCUGAAACUUUGAUUCAAGUUCUUCGUAAUAGACAACUAAGAGAUAACCGGAAAAUAAAUGAAAACAUUUACAGUAAUAAAUUAUUAAAUUUGUAUAGAAGUAAAACCCCAACUGCUGAAAAUUACUCGUCAGAGCCCAAAAUCAUAGUGCCCAUCCGAUCAAAAACACCCGAUAGUCGACUUUGUUUGAUUAAUGAUUCUGAAAACUCAGAAUUGUAUACAAACAUGAAAAAAAGAAAUGAUUUUUUUGAAUGCAACUAUUUAGACAACGACAAAAAAACAAAUAGUAUUGAUGAACUUAAUAUAUUUAUGUCUAACUUGGCAAAUCAUUAUAAUAAUUUUGAAGUUGAUAGAAUAUAUGAUAAGAAAUAUAAUGGUUCCAAAUCGACUAAGGCUGAGAUGUGCUCAAUCUUUGAUAAUUCUAAUGAUUCUCGAGGAAAACCCGAAUCAAACUAUCAUUGUUCACAAGAAAAUUAUGUUCACUAUGAGAAUCAAGAUUGUAAUAUAGAACCACAAUUGAAUCAAUUGGAGAGAGAUAUGCAAUUAAGUAACUUACGUGAGAGUCAAAGACGUACAAAUGAUAAAUGGAAUUUAUAUUCUUCAAAACACAUAAAAGUGCGGGAUCAUAUUUUUAAAAUAAUGUUAGAUUCUCUCUCAACUGGAUUCGGGUUUCGAAUAGUUGGCGGUAUAGAGGAAUCAUCGCCAAUAACUGUUGGUUAUAUUGUACCAGGAGGUGCUGCAGACAUAAAUGGUAGGAUAAAAACAGGAGAUGAGAUUUUGUCAAUAAACGAAACGAGCCUUAAAAAAUUAUCGCAUCAUCAUGUUGUUCAAUUGAUGUUAAAAGCUGCAGACCGUGGACACGCUUUUAUUACAAUAAAGCGCCGUAUAAGUUAUCCAUAUGAUGUAUUUAUCACAAGACAUGAAAAUGAAGGAUUUGGGUUUGUAAUUAUUUCAUCAUCGUCUCAUACUUGCGGAUCAGUUAUAGGAAAAUUAAUUUUUGGUUCUCCAGCAGAAAAAAGUGGAGAAGUGAAAGUUGGUGAUCUUAUUGUAGCAGUAAAUGGUAUAAACAUUACAAAUAUGAGCCAUGGAGAUGUCGUUAAUUUAAUAAAAGAAUCAGGUUUGCAAGUUCAACUAACUAUUGAAAGUCCUAGAGAAAAUAUACAAGAGUUUAUCGAACAAGAAACUAUAAACCAAUCAAUGAACAAUUUUCCAAUUAUUUGUUGAGUCUUUAUAAGUGAAAUAAGCAACAUGGACCAAAUAGCAUAAAAAAUUUAUUUUUGUACACACUAAAGAAAGUAAAUUUAUUUUUAAAAUAGAAUAUCAGUUGGCUUGACUUUCAUCAUACAUCAUUACAUUCAUUGAAUAUAUAAUAAAAAAUAUAAUACUAAAGCUAUUUUUUAACAAAUUUAUUUAAACAAUUUAAGCAAUAAAUAAAUGUUUUUUGAACUUAUGCACUUAUUAGAUGUAAAGAAAACUUAAGCUUAGGGUAUUCAAAAAAUAUUU